UUUUCUAAAAUGCUAAACAGAAGAAAAAAAUCAAUUAAUUUAAGUUGUAAUAAUUCUGAGAUCAAAAUACGCAAAGGUAGCUUAAAAAUUUAAGAAAUACCUAAGAAUCAUAAAAGUUUUUUGAUCUAAUAAAACAAUUCAAUAUUUUAAAAUAUGAACUCUUUUUAAUCAUCCAUGCAUACCAAUCUAGUUUUGAACAAACAAUUAAUUCAAAGCUAAUAAUAAUCUAAAAUUGAUUAUUAAUCAUAUGAUAACUUUGAUGAUGAUAAUAAUACAUCUAAGUCAAACAUGUAAAAUUAAAAAAUAAAUAAGGAAUAUUUAAACUUUUUAGCUAAUAGUUUUGAAAAUAGAUAAGAAUUAAGUUAACAAUUUAAAUUAUUACAUAAUAAAUAGUCAAAUUUAAGUAAGAUAGAUAAUUCAAAUAUAGAAUUAUCUAAAUUAAAUGAUGCUGAUUCUUAAGAAAUAUACAAUGAAACUCUAUUUUUAAACAUUUAGUCUAAUAAAAACUCAUAAAGUUAGCGAAGAGAGGAAGAAUAUAUAUCCAGUUCUCCUAUGAUUGAGAAUAAAAUCAUGAAAUUUAAUUUUUCUUAUACACCUUCUAUUGAUGUUUUUAAGUAUAAUAAUUAGCAAGAAAACUACUAAAAUUGA
This is a messenger RNA of Tetrahymena thermophila SB210, 648 nucleotides long. Its product is annotated as cyclic nucleotide-binding domain protein, putative. The record is from RefSeq and is a predicted model, not a curated record. Lineage: Eukaryota; Ciliophora; Oligohymenophorea; Hymenostomatida; Tetrahymenidae. The transcript has a single exon.